AUGCCGAAGUUCUCCGGCACCAAGGACGACGACGUCGCGGACUACCUCUUCAGCGCCAAGCUCUACUUUGAGUCGAAGAACAUCAAGUACGGCGCCGACUCGCCGCAGCAGCGCCCCUUGUCGCUCUUGGUGGCAAACUUGAAGGGACCAGCAGCGGCUUGGUACCGCGAGUACCUCCUACUCCUGCGCCAGAACAACUUCACCUGUCUCGAAGAUUACGUGUCGGCCUUCCGGCACAUCAUCUGCAAGGUAGAGGAGAUGAGCGACAUCGACAAGGUCAUGCAUUUCCAGAAGGGGUUGGUCGUAGAGAUCAAACAAGAGGUGAAGCUGCGCCAGUUCAGGAACACGACAGACGCAAUUUCGUUUGCGCUCAUGUACGACCGCACGCACGCUCUAGGAUCGCGUCGAACCAACUCGUCACAUCACGUCGAGGAGCCGACCCCACUGGAGAUCGGGAGUUCGCGCUUCGUCUCUCGCGAAGAGUGUCUGCGAAGUAAUCUUUGCUUUUACUGCAAGGAGCCCGGACACCGCCUGGCUACGUGUCCUAAGCGGCCAGCGCGUAACAACCCCCGAGGCUCAUCUCACAACCGCGACGACCACGUCGAGGUCAUCAACAGUUUGCAGCUGAACAUGGUGUCUCUCGACGCGAAGUUGUUGCCCAAUCGUGAACUGUUGAGGUUCGAGGGAGCGAUGAGCGGCCAGGCAGUGCAAGUCUUGAUCGACAGUGGUGCAGAGCGCAACAUUGUGCGUCCGGGCAUCGCGCAGCACUACGUUGAGGCCACCAAGGUCACGGUCGAGCGCUUUGAUGGCACGACAACCCCGGCGCGUACCGCACAGCAAUGUUUGGAGACUGUCUGCUUUGAUGGCAGAGUCUUCAACGAUGUUUCUCUCAUUGAAUGGGAGGUA
Messenger RNA from Phytophthora sojae, 906 nucleotides. RefSeq lists its product as hypothetical. The transcript is spliced from 4 exons. Gene Ontology annotation, molecular function: aspartic-type endopeptidase activity; zinc ion binding; nucleic acid binding. Gene Ontology annotation, biological process: proteolysis. The record is from RefSeq and is a predicted model, not a curated record. NCBI's taxonomy places the organism in Eukaryota, Oomycota, Peronosporomycetes, Peronosporales, Peronosporaceae. The annotation marks the transcript as partial.